AUGUUCGCUCUUUUAAAAUUAUGCAGUAAAUACAAGACCAGAUCACUGAAAUGGCUUCAUGGCAAGGCGAAACGCGAAAAGAGUAAAGAGUAUUUGCUAUGCUUGAGAAAAAAGGAAGCGCCUGUACAGGAAUCUCACAGGCGUGAAAAGGAAGUUAAAAUUGCUAAUACCUGCAAAGAAGAUAAAUUGAGUAAAAAUUUAUCAGAAACCAUAGAUUUAGACGAAUCUGAUGUGGAAUAUAGCUCGCCGAUUAAGAGUAAAGAAGAAAAUAGAGAAAUAUACGAAGAAGAUAUUGAAGACACAGCUAAUGAUGUGAAGGUAGAAAUGCUGGCGGAGGUGGUUGUAAAGCCCGAGGAAGUGGUAGGAAAGCCGAAGGAGGUAGUUGGACAGCCCAAGGAGGUAGUUGAAAAAACAAAGAAGGUGCUUGAAAAGCCAACUGAAGUGGUUAAAGGGCGAAUAGAAUUGUUAGAAAAACAAAUUGAGGAGUUCAAAAAGCCAGAUUUGGAGGAGACCAAAACCGAAUCAAUAUAUAAAAAUUCUCAAAAAAGGGCGCGUUCCCCAACACCUGACCUGGAAAUAAAUUUCAACGAAAAUAAGAAACACCAACCGGAACGGCCAACUUCGUCACAAUUAUACAGACAAAUUAAUGAAAUGUUUCCCAAACACGAUGAAGUUAUUGGAAAUCAUGUAAAACAUAACAGUACCACAUUAGAUGCAGUAGAUGAAAAUAUGGCACGACUAAUGUUGGACAUUCAAACACUGAAUGAGAUUUUGCAAGCAAAAGAAACAGAAUGGAAUCGCUUGUUGAAUUUGAAAAGAGUUAAAGAAGAGAUGUUGGGAAGAUUAUCGCGCGCUAAGCAGAUAAUUGGCAUAAAAGAGCGUAAAUUUGAUGAAUAUAAAUAUAGCUUGCAAGCACUUAAAGAAUUGGAAACAUAUUUGUCGGAGUCGCAAUCGCCAUCAACAACUUCGAUCAAUAUAGGGCUUUCCACCACGCACCAGCUAAUUGAAAGUCGUGCUAGUAUGAAGACAGAAGAAUUGCAAAAGGAACGCAACAAUACAAAUCGUUUACAAAACAUUUUAAUAUCCAGCAACAUUCUACAGCGCGCUGACGCCGCAAAUUAUGAAAUGGAUGAUGUCAAAAGCGAUUCGCCACCCCUUCACCACACAGCAUUUAAGGAUGAUAGCCCAGAGCUGCAAAAACUACAGUAUUUGGAACAAAAAAUCAAAUCAAGAGUAGGUAGACAGGGGCAAUUUAUAGACGUAAAGAGCAUGGUUGCUGAUUUUCGGCAACAAAAUCCCGUUGUUUUUCCACGCGUCGGAAAGCGUAUUAAAGCAAGCGAUGCUGGUUACAGUGUGAGAGCGCUUAGUACGCCACCAAAUUGUGUUGAUGCGAAUAGUAUGUUUAUGGAAACAUCAUAUAAUGGCAAUGGAUCAAAUUAUACACCAACAUUGGAGAAAUUGCUUAGUAAAUCAUCUCGAAAUAAUAGCUCGUUACAUGUUAAGCCCAGUGCACCAAUUACACAAGGAUUUAAAUUUAACACAGAUAGCCAAAAAAGUUACUACCGUCUACAAAGUGAUGGCGGUUGCAAUGAAAUUUCCAUCACGCCAGUGAACUGUGUAAAUCGCUAUCCACAAAGAAUACAAAAUACAAAAGCAGGACUACUUCGAACGGCACUAGAUGUGGUAAGUAGUUAUAAAUUGAAGUAAAAUCAAAAUAUUAAAUUACACGCUCAUAAAAGUCAGAGAUUUAGC
Rhagoletis pomonella (apple maggot) is the source of this 1752-nucleotide messenger RNA. RefSeq names its product early endosome antigen 1-like. NCBI's taxonomy places the organism in Eukaryota, Metazoa, Arthropoda, Insecta, Diptera, Tephritidae. The transcript is spliced from 6 exons. Bases 1 to 1707 code for a protein of 568 amino acids. The record is from RefSeq and is a predicted model, not a curated record.